GGCCAAAGCCAGUAUUGCUGAAGCGACUUGAAGAGAGCUUUCUUAAUUUGCCAGUAUGGGACCCUAGGGUGAACCCAUCAGACCGGUACCAUGUGAUGCCCAUCAUCACACCAGCCUAUCCACAGCAGAACUCCACGUACAAUGUGUCUACAUCAACACGAGCAGUGAUGGUAGAGGAGUUCCAACGUGGUCUUGAAGUUACAGAUGAGAUUCUCAAAGGAAAAUCGGACUGGUCGAAGCUCUUUGAACCUCUGAACUUCUUUCAGAAGUACAAACAUUAUAUUGUGCUCACUGCUAGUGCCUUUACAGAGGAGCAUCACUUAAACUGGAUUGGCCUUGUGGAGUCUAAAAUUCGUGUGCUGGUUGGAAACUUGGAAAGGAAUGAGUUUAUAACUAUUGCACAUGUACAACCACAGUCUUUCCCUGGCAAUGAAAAUCUCUAUAAACAGAAUGGGUAUGUGUCAAUGUGGUUUCUUGGACUUGUGUUUAAGAAAGUGGAAAGUGCAGAGAAGACUAAUGUUGAUUUAACCCAUGGGAUACAGUCGUUCACAGACACAGUCUACAGGCAGGCCAGUGCCCUCAACAUCCUAAAGGAAGGCAUGAAGAUUGAGGCAACUUAUGUGAAGAGAAAGCAACUGCAUUAUUUUUUGCCAGCAGAAACCUUACAGAAAAGAAAGAAGCAAAAAGUGUCAGAUAUUAGUCAAGGCAAUAGUGGACUUCAGUGCAAAAGGUCAUCUUUAGGGGAAAGCUGUUCGGGCAGUUCCAAAGACAGAGACUCCAGAGCACCAUCUAAUUCCUCUUUGUUAAAUAAGAUAUCCAAAUUGGACACCUCUACAGCAGAGACAGAAAGAAAUGUUGCAUGUCAGAGUUGUAGUGGUGCCAACAGUGUAGCUGAGCCAUCAACGUCUAAGGGACUCUGCAUUCCUGUGACUGACCCAACUGAACGUCUGGGAUUCAGAUUUCACAGGAAGCGGAUGUCCUCAAGAUGGGAGGAGGAGAGCUGCAAAAAAUGGUGUCCUUGAUGGAAAAUCCAUGCAGAUUCCAGUGAUCACAUCAAGAUCACAGAGGCUUUCCAGUAAAGAACUACCAGAUUCUUCAUCUCCUGUUCCAACAAAUAGCAUUCGUAUUGUUAAAAGAUCCAUCAAACUUACCCUUAAUGGGUAACUGGUGUAUCUCCCAGGUGAAGAGGAAUAAUUCCUUCU
Manacus vitellinus (golden-collared manakin) is the source of this 1202-nucleotide messenger RNA. It is a transcript of the gene PAPOLG, whose product is annotated as poly(A) polymerase gamma. Lineage: Eukaryota; Metazoa; Chordata; Aves; Passeriformes; Pipridae. Gene Ontology annotation, molecular function: poly(A) RNA polymerase activity; RNA binding. The transcript has 12 exons. Gene Ontology annotation, cellular component: nucleus. The coding region runs from base 96 to 1022 and encodes 308 amino acids. The record is from RefSeq and is a predicted model, not a curated record.